AUUCAGGCGAAACAAGAAACUCUUCCAGACACCAUCUGUGAGCACCCACACUGAAGGAAGAAUGAACAGCGGGCGGCGCCGUUGAGCAACACGGCGGCGGCGGCGGCGCAGAACAACAACAAGUGACGGGAAACAUGAACGGCUUGGCGUAUUCAAGAUGAGUGGCCUGUGGGGGCUGCUGGGUGGGGUAUGGGAGGAGUUAUGGGUGGAUAUUGGGGAUGGACUGUGGCUGGUGCUGAAUACCCUGGGACUUGGCCCCCUCGUGGUUCAUCUCAAUCAGGAGCUGGCUGCCACCUCCCCACACCGGAGAAGAUCCAUUGUCCGCAUUUUGGGCUCUGUUCUCCCCCUAAAACCUGUGGAAAGACCGUAUUUAAGAUACGUUGCACUGCGCAGCUUGAGCACCUCCUGUGACUCCCUCUACUCAGCACACACUCAGGGUGGGAUCGAUGCCAAGUGGCUAGCAGACACAGAGAGGAUAACCAGGUUCAGACCAAUCCUACCAAGAUGUGAAACUGUUCCAAACCUCUUUCCAUUGCCUGGCGGUGAGGAAGAGACUCCCCGAUCCUCCACACCCUUCAGCAUAGCCUCUGAUAUUGGCCCUCCCCAGCUUUGUCCAGAGGCAGGCACUCAGGGUGACAGCUUCUACCAAUCUGGCCUGCAACACUCUACCAUACAUGCUGCCUCCCCUUUCACCAACCCUGCAGCUCUUGCAAAAAUAUCUGCCUUGGAGGAUGAACUUGCACAACUACGCAUGCAGGUUGCAGGUUUACUGAAUCAAACUCACCGCCCAGCCACACCCCCACCUAGUCCAGUUCCUUCCAUGGCACCUCCUCCUCCACCACCACCUCCUACACCCUUCCAGUUUGCUCCUCCUCCUCCUCCUCCUCCCCCUCCACCUCUAUUACCAAUGUCCUCAAAUUCUGCCAGUGAUCAAGGCUCUAGGAAGUGUUCUUUCUCAGAUUUAAUUGCUCAAAAGAAAGACAACAUCAACAAACACAUAGUGCCCAUAGAGGUCCCACCCAGCACCACCAGUGCCUCCACAGGGGUGUCUAUGACUGAUGUGCUGAAGGGCCUCAACAAAGUCAAGCUAAAAAGGGUAUCAAGAUCUCCUGGAGGUACACCUGUUAGAUCAAGGCCCAAGUCACCUACUCCUGGGGACCCGGCUGCCAUCAUUGCUGCUGCCCUCAAGAAGCGAUUUGCUAACAUGCAUGCAGAGUCCCCAGAGAAGGAAGUGUCUGAAGAUAACGAAUUCAACUCCUCCCCUGAAACAACGCCAAAGACUAGUCGGAAAAGUUUGGUGGACAUCCCAAAGAGAAAACUGCUUGACGAGGCAAAGAAUCCUGCCCAGAACUUGUUCAAGCUGUUAAAAAGAUCUCCUCGAGUACCAAGGCCAGAACCAGCAAAGAAAGAAAAGUCAGAACUUCCUGUUUUUGGGCAGCACCUCCUCAAGAAGCGUGUGUCCCAUCCGCCAGAGCCAAGGGACAGUGUGAGUCCCAGCAGUGAGGCCUCGGACCUGUCCCGCUGAGGGAGGAGCCUUGCCAUGCCACUUCACUGGUGCAUUUAUUUAGUAAGAGAGCAUUUAAGUGAACUUUAUUUUAGCAUUUAGGGUAAACAAAACUUUAACCAUAAAUGUAUAUAUAAAUUUACAUUGCAAAGAUGCUUUUCCUUCAGAAAGAGUAUGAUUUGGUAAAACUAUCUCGUUAUUGGUAAUACAGCACUGACUUAAAUGUAGGAUAUUAAGUAAGGGUAAACCUAGUCAGCAUUAUCAGUCAUACUAAUUCCUGCACUAAGUCAAGAAACAGAAGAACACAUGCAGUCAGAGGAGGCCACAGGAUCAUUCACACACACAAAGAAAGGCAGCAUAAAUGAUACCAAGCGGGACAGUGGAAAGACCAGGGGAUGAACAUAAAUUGAGGAAAACAAGACGUAAAACUUAUGUUAAGAAGUUUAGCUUCCCCAAUAGAAUAAUUGAUACUUGGAUGAUAGUCUUAAUGCUGAAGUAAUUAGAGCUAAGAACAUCCACAGGUUUAAAGCAAAGGUGGACACAACAGAUAUGAAGACAGGACAAUACAAACUUAUCUGAAAUCACAUGUCCCUUUAGUUUCAUUCAUCACCAUCAUCAUCAUCAUCAUCACCAGUCAUAUAUAUUAGUACUGAAGUGUACACACAUUGAAAGAAAACUAGACUGUAAUUUAUGCAAAGGUCUGAUCUCCCUUCCACUUGCAUUUUGUCCAUCAUUAUCAUGAACAUUCUUUUCCACAUAAUGAAAAUGGCUGGGCUGAACCUCAGGAGGUAAAUGAAUGCUCAUAGAUAGAGAAGAAAAGGUUACCCAGUGAAAUAUUCAUGUAUUUUUAUGAUAUUCAUGUAACUAACAGAAAUGGGUUCAUCAGUGGUUUUAUUGAACAAUGGCAUCAUUCCAAAACAGAUCUUAAGAAAUUUGUUUAUAUAUUUUACAUUUAACUCUCAAACAUUUUUGAAGGGUAGAAAAUCUAUCAUGUUGGUGUGAAUAUUUACCUGUAACAAAGAGAAUGUGACCUCUGCUCAAAUGUACAAACUGGUGUGAUUAGUAUAAGUAUGUGCUGAGAUGUGCUGUAAUAGUGACAACUUGUCAUGUCAUAAUCAUGUUAGCUUCUAUAAAAAAAAAUAGUCGUGACAAGGUUCAGAUUUGUACUGCAUUCCAUAAAAAGCUGUGGAGGACACCAUCCAACUCAAAUCUCUCAAUUUAGUUGGAGAACCUCUUACUGAAUGAAAGCCCGUAUGAUUAGGAUGGUGUGCUACAUCCUUUUGGUCUUAGAGGAUAACUGGAGUAUUUAAUCUUACCAAAUUCUUUUAUGUGGCAGCAGCAAUGUUUAUGCAUCAUAUGCAUAUGCAUACUGGAUCAUAUGCAUUCCUUUUUUAGUAUUCUUUAUGAUUAUUUUAACCUUUAGUAUAUCUAACUUUUUAGCUGGAUUUAUUUUUGUAUGUAAGAAGGUUAAUCAAGAAACUAACAUAAUAUUUAUUGGAUAAAAAGUGUACAAUAUCAUCAUGAUCAUUGACGUGCACACUUUGUCAUUGCAUCAAUGUCAUGGCCAAAGGUCACCCCAACUCUGUCAAAAAUUAGGUGGUGACUGAGUGGGCAAGACAACAGCACAAUAUUCUUGAAGCCCAUAUUCAAGCCAUACAAGUUCUUGACCAGUUUGAUGAAAAGUCACAUCAACCUUAGCCACUCCUUAUUACUUUGUAUACAUGGAGGUUACACAUGGGCCCUUGAAAACAUACAGCCUUUACCAUAUCCUCUGUCAAGGCCAGCACAACUUUUUUUUUUUUUUUUUUUUUUUUCUAUAUUUCAUUGUACCACUCCCCGUCAUAGUUUCCAAUUUAGCUUUGAAAAGGGGUGUGUAGCUACAGUGUCUGCCAGCAGUCUCCUUAUACUUGUAGAUCUGAUUUAAUUACCUCAGUUUUCAUAUUGUAGUCAGUACCCAGACUCUGUGAAAGUAGUGGGCAGUUUAUUGCACCUCACUGUACUUUGGCUGGAGCAGAGAGAAAGCUGAUACCUCUCCUCUGCUUCUUUAAAAAGAGUUGUGGAGCAGAGUACUUUGAAGAGUAUCUUAUUCAAAUAAUUCAGACUAUUUCACAUGAAAAUAUAGCAGAUAAGAAAACAUUGCUAUUUUUAUAUUGCAAAAUUAAGUCAUUGUAGAGAAAGCCUGACAUCUUCAGUUUCUUUUACAAACCCUCUUAUCAAGCUAAUGCAAAGGUGAGUAAAACUAGGCUUGCAAUGAUGUGUGAUCAGCUCUAAUGUAUUAACAAUGCACAUAUUUCAAUUGUGUCAGCUUUGUUUUUGUUGAAAAAAGUAAACAGUAUUGAUUACUCCUGCCUGAUGAGCCAUUUUUUGGAAUAUAUUACAUCCCAACUGUUACUCUGAAUUGGUUUUCACCAAAAGCAAUGCUAAUUAAGUUGAGACAUGUGCUCAGUAUGGGUCACAUAUCAUCGCAAGCUUGCUGUUACUGAUCUGAGCAACAGCUUGAUAAAUCAAUGGCAAAAGGAAAGUGGAGUCUUAGGUUGUUCUUACAUUUGCUUAAUUUUGCAAAAAAAAAAAAAAAUGAGUAAAUGCUUUAUCUGUUACAUUUUCAUAUAAAAAUAUUUGAAGUACUAUGUGAAUAAAACAUAAUGGUACUCUACCCUAGUGCACUUGUAGAAAAGCAAAGGAGAGGCAUUGUCAUUCUGUCUGCACUAGUCAGAGAUAUAGGAUAGUGGUGCCCUCUUCCCAAAUUAAGUUUCAAAAGUUCAUCAAUAGUAGUCACACUACUGCUGAUUAUAGCAUUUUCAUGUAAUAUAUGCAUUCACUUUAUCAUCUGUUUAUAUUUAUGUUUAACAACACAUGUACAUAUCUAAUGACUGUCUUUCUAGAUAUCAGAAAUAUCCACACUAAUAUUGCUCAAAAUUAUUAAAAAAAAAAAAUUAAUGAUUUCUUGCAGUUCUGACAUCCAUAAUUAUGGUGACCUUAAGGGGUUUCUGUGUGUGCAUGUGUGUGUGUGUGUGUGUGUGUGUGUGUGUGUGUGUCAGUCAUGCAUGACAGCUAUGUUUUGGCAGUUAAGUACUGUAGUCUUGUUUUCAUAAGCAUUAUUUACACAGUUGAUAUACAGAGUUUUUCAGAUAUGAUCAUAAUACUGAUUCAUUCCAUACAUGUGACCACUUUUUGUUUAGUUCUUAAUCCUGUACAUGAGAUUUUAAUGUAUUUGUAGAAAAAAAUGUGUAUGAAUGAUAACUGGCAAGUUUGACUUAAAUGUUAAGAGUUAACAAUUUGAAUAUUUGGAUCUACCUAAAAUAUCACCACUACCUAAAACAUCAUUUUGAAUACAGUAAAAAUGACUGUAUAUUACACUGGCCAACAACAAAUUUAUUGUCUUAAUUUUUUUUUUAGCUAAUGUAGGACAAUUUUGAUGUGCUGAAUCCAAAAAUCACAUUGGUUUUGCUCAAUCAGGUCAACUUUUUUUUAUCUAUCGCCACAUGAUGUUCUUUAUGUUUUUUUUUUUUUCUAAACAUACAGGUAUUUUCUAUUUAUAUGAGGCAAAAUUCUUUCUUAUUUCUUUAAAUAAAUGAAUUCUGAAGAGUUUACAUGCGCCAUUUUUUGACUAACUGGUAUUUUUUGUAUUUUGUUGGAAAAACAGUCCAGGUGCACCAAGUACCCACACUUUCUGUGCAUGUGGGAUAGUAGGGACAAAGCUCAGCAUUACUUGAAGAAGGACUGGCCUGUACGGGAAGAAUUGGUGCCUUGCAGAGCAAGGAACGUAAUAAACAACCCUCUGGUGGACAGAGACAGGAUACUCUUCCCACUGCUGCACAUCAAGCUUGGCUUGAUCAAACAGUUCACUAAAUCUCUGGACAAGGAUGGUGGCUGCUUCACUUACUUGUGCCAUGCUUUUCCAGGAUUGACCAUGGAGAAGUUGAAAGCUGACAUCUUUGACAGUCCUCAACUUUGUCAGCUCAUCAGAGAUCCAGAGUUUGAAAACUCAAUGAACAAAGUGGAACUCGAAACAUGGAAGGCUUUUGUUCUUGUCGUGAAGAACUUCAUUGGCAACAAGAAGGCCAGGAACUACGCAGAACUUGUCACCAAUAUGCUGACUGCUUUCAGAAACCUCGGAUGCAACAUGAGCAUCAAACUGCAUUACUUAUUCUCACAUAUGGAUCGGUUUCCUGAGAAUAUGGGAUCAAUGAGCGACGAGCAGGGGGAGAGAUUCCAUCAGGACAUGAAAGAGAUGGAGACCAGGUAUCAGGGACGCUGGGAUGCAGUCAUGAUGGCUGAUUACUGCUGGAUUCUUAACUCUUUCAUUGCUAAACGCUCACAGUGAGCGGUAGCGCAUUUGCUGGUGGUGCUAAACGCUCGUUGCGAGCUCCAGCCACACUCACAUCUCCCGCGUAUGAGUGUGUUCCAACACUAUUUCUCACAACACAGGAUUGCUACUUGAGUGGGUUUUCCACUAAAUUUGGUGGAAAAUCAUAUCAGCCUAGCGCAGGAAAUUUACAGACGAGUAACUGGUGGAUGUUCUUUUCCAAUAUAGCGGCUUUUUUGCAUAGUUUCACCUAUCACCUGACUGAUUCUUUAACCAAAUAAUUGUAAAUUUUGCAAUUGGCAAUACUACCUUGCCAGCACCUCAUGGAGAGAUGUCCACAGCGCCCCCAAUAAUGGUUGACCGUCACAGACGCACUGACGUAAGUGUUCACAGGCAACACCCCCUGAACGUGCAUGUACAUUCGCAGGAGAGACAUACAUAACCGAAUCCUUUAGAUCUUGGCCUCCUCUUUCCAAUGGUGUUUUGGGUUUUUAGCUGUGAUGAAUAGUUUUUGAGAUACAGUGCGCCUGGGGGGAUAUUCGCUUCCUUGCCAUGCGCACUGAAAGGGUUAAGAGAGACAUCCCUACCCCUGAGCAUUCUAGGAGUUCGAAGAAACGGAAGUUCAUGCCCUGAAUUUUGAACAAUGAUGACCUAAUACCCAAUUUACAUGUACUUACCUUUAUCAAUGUCUACUAUUCAAUGUACACUUAUCAAUUUUUGAACAUUUAAUUAAUGAAUUGUGUUAGAAAAAGAUUUUUUUUAUCUUAAAAACCUAUUUCGGAUGAGAAAUAUUAACAAAAAUCAACCGAAAAUGUCACAAAAAUGUAAUCGAUUUAGUUAUAAGAUCGGAUUUUUAAAAAAUCGACAACACAAAAACCUGACCUGAUCAAGAGAAACGGGUGUCAUUUUUGGAUUCAGCAGUGCAGAUUUCUAAAUCAGUUGAAAAAACAUAGAAGACAACUUACAUUUUUUUUUGGGGGGGGGGGGGUUGUAACCCAGUGUUAUUUAUGCAUUUUCUAUUGCAAUUGAAAAGCCCAAGAUUCAGUUGUAAACAUUGGAAUAACUGUUUCAACCAGUGUACAUGUUCUUUACAUUUUUUAUGCCUAACAAAAUCUAAAUGUUCUUGAAAAUAUUUGAUCUAAGGACAUCAGGCAUUGACAUAGCCAUGGAUGUGUACUAUGCUUCUGUCCUACUGGUCAGAAGAGAUACUGCGUAAAGGUUGGGUUACCAAAAGCAGAAAAGAAUUUGGCCAAAACCAUAACCAGCACUAAAUCUCCAUCACAGUUGCACACUGCAAAAGAAAUCAUUGAACUGGAGUACUUAAUGGUAUCUUAUUUUUCUUACUGUUUAUGCAUUUAUGAAGAUUGAUAUCACUCCAAAAGUUUGAAGUAUUAGUUCAUCUCAAUAUAUUUACCAGCCCUGGAUUAACCAUUGAGCAAAAUAAGCACAUGCUUAGGGCCUCAAGGGAAGAGGAGCUCUACAGAUUUUUUUUUUCCAGUGACAGACUUACAAUGGACCAUGGAGCAAAUGUUGCAGCUGAACCAGGGCCCAUGAAAAGGGGGCCCACAAUGAAUAAAUGUUUUUAUUUCAAAUUACAUAUAAUUGGGGGGGUACCAUAAUCUUCUCAAUGCUUAGAGCCUCUAAUGGUCUUAAUCCAGCCCUGAUUUUUACUGUUCUCUGUUUUAAGAAUUAAAAAAGUACCUCCUUUGUAAGACCUAGGAAGCCUGUAAUGGCAUUCAGCUUCAGGGAUUGAAAAUCAAAGUUGUUUAUGGUAGGAAACUGUGAGUAAAUAUACAGCAACAUGACAAAAAGGCAAAUGUAAAUGGCAGACAGUUUUACAGUUAAUUAACUUCCAAUUGUGUUUCUCUACUGUAAAAUUUUAUUUUUGAAUAUUCCAGUAAUUUUCUUUUUACAAGUUUAAGUAUUGUUGAGUGAAAUAAUGUCUUACAAUAAUAUGAACUACAAAUUUGAGUUUCUUUAAAGUCAUUUUCCUGCCAUGUGUUAUUUGAUGCCUAAACUUUGUGCCUUAUCAUGGAAUCUUAAGAAAUUCCAAGACUAGUGAAAGACAUUGUGUUCUUCUGGAACCGUUAUUUAUAAGAUGGAUCUUAUGCUUCCAUUUUCUCAUAAGGAAGCCAGCACACCUAGAGACAAGGAUAAGGCAAGCUAAUCCUGUACACUAACCAGGUAAACACACUAUGUAUGCAUUUACUAGCAUCUUGUCUUUCUCCUUUAACCCUUUCCAUACGUGACUCAGACGUCUGCAUCACAGUAUGGAAAGGGUCAAGAGGAAAUGGAAGAGGAUUAAUCCUCUUCUAAACCUUUCAAUCCUCCUCUAAAUUCCUCUUAAUCCUCUUCCACUUCCUCUUAUAGAGGUUUAGAAGAGAAUUAACAGGAAAUGGAAGAAGAUUAAGAGGUUUAGAAGAGGACUAAUGGUGAUGAUGUCGCACGCCCUUCGGACGCUGAUGUCGGCGUCGCCGGAUUGAAGGGGUUAAUUUGUUAUAUACUUAGUGACUGUAUGGAGUACAUACAUACAGUGGAUAUGUAUAUGUUUUAUGUACAGAGGUAAAUUGGUUCCAAUUAUUUUAAAUAAUAAAGCUUAUUCUCUA
Molecule: messenger RNA, 8416 nt
Organism: Eriocheir sinensis (Chinese mitten crab)
Lineage: Eukaryota; Metazoa; Arthropoda; Malacostraca; Decapoda; Varunidae
Product: mitochondrial fission regulator 2-like
Exons: 6
Coding region: 158-1525 (455 amino acids)
Biological process (GO): aerobic respiration; mitochondrial fission
Cellular component (GO): mitochondrion
Source: RefSeq, a predicted model, not a curated record